UAGAUCGGCGUCGAUUGCUUGUGAUUUGUGAAUGAGUGAUCUCUUAUCAUAGUUUAAAAGUGAUAAAUUGAUAAUAUAUAGUUCAGAAUAAUUGUUACUUUGACUAUUCUCCCGGUCACAUGAGGAAAAUCAGUUAAAUAGAAGAGAAAUAAUUCUAUAAAUUAAAUAUAUCAAAAUACCAAAAUGGAUGCUGAUUUGUACGAUGAGUUUGGGAAUUAUAUUGGUCCUGACUUGGCUUCAGAGAGUGAAGAUGAAAAUGAAUACGGUAAUGUUGGCGAUGACGCCGAGGACAGAGAACGUUCUGACGAAGAAAUGGAAGAAGAUAAAGAUGAAUCACGAGAACAGACAGAACAAGGAUCAUCCAUGACGGUUGUGUUGCACGAAGAUAAACGAUAUUAUCCCAGUGCAUUGGAAGUAUAUGGACCUGAGGUAGAAACACUUGUGCAAGAAGAAGAUGCCCAACCGCUAGAUAAACCACUAAUAGCACCCACUAAGAAAGCAAAGUUUCAAAUAAAACAGCAACAGUUGCCUGAAACAACAUACAGCAUUGAAUUUUUAGCAGAUAUGAUGGAUGCUCCUCAUCUGAUCAGAAAUGUAGUCUUGCUGGGCCAUCUUCAUCAUGGCAAAACUACUUUGGUAGAUUGUUUAGUUCAACAAACACAUCCUUAUUUGCACAGCAUAACUGAUGAAAAACCACUUAGGUACACAGACACGUUGUUUACUGAGCAACAAAGAGGCGUUUCCACGAAAGCUACUCCUGUUACUCUCUUGCUUCAAGAUGUCAAAUCUAAGUCUUAUCUUUUGAAUAUAUUUGAUACACCGGGUCACGUAAAUUUUUCUGACGAGGCGACUGCCGCAAUUCGGCUGUCGGAUGGUGCGAUACUUAUUGUUGAUGCAGCGGAAGGUGUAAUGUUGAACACUGAGCGUCUGUUGAAGCACGCGCUUCAGGAAAAGCUCGCUCUGACGGUUUGCAUAAACAAAAUUGAUCGUUUGGUUCUGGAAUUGAAAUUGCCGCCGUUGGAUGCUUAUUACAAAUUGCGACAUAUCAUCGAAGAAAUCAACGGACUGAUAGCGAUGUACUCGGAUACGGAAAAUCCCGCUUUUGUUUCUCCCGCUGUCGGAAACGUUUGUUUCGCCAGUUCCGAAUACAAUGUUUGUUUCACGCUUAAAUCAUUCGCUGCGCUAUACGCUAAGACUUAUCCCGAUCUCAAUUUCAACGAGUUUGCCAAACGGCUGUGGGGUGAUAUUUAUUUUAAUUCUAAAACGCGAAAGUUUACCAAAAAACCUCCACACAACACCGCACAGCGAAGUUUUAUUGAGUUCAUUUUGGAGCCUCUUUACAAAAUAUUUGCGCAAGUCGUUGGCGAUGUGGAUACAACAUUACCCGAUGUUCUGGAUGAACUCGGCAUACGAUUAACUUCUGAGGAGAUGAAGAUGAAUAUACGGCCGCUGCUGAGGCUCGUCUGCACGCGAUUCUUAGGAGAUAUGUGCGGGUUGGUUGAUAUGUGUGUUACUCACGUGCCUAGUCCGCAAGCACACGCUUCCACUAAAGUACAACAUGUUUAUACUGGUCCGAUAGAUUCACCACUUGCACAGGACAUGGUUAAUUGCGAUCCGGACGGAAGACUGAUGAUCCACAGUACAAAGAUGUAUCCAACUGAAGAUUGCACCUUGUUCGUAGUACUCGGUAGAGUAAUGUCUGGCACGUUAGAAGCGGGACAACGCGUUCGCGUGCUAGGCGAAGCGUAUUCGCGUACGGACGAGGAGGAUUCGCGCGUUCUCACAGUGGGCAGGCUGUGGAUCAGCGAGGCUCGUUACUCGAUCGAGCUAAAUCGAGUACCCGCCGGCAAUUGGGUUCUCAUAGAAGGUAUCGAUCGACCGAUCGUGAAGACCAGCACCAUCACAGACCUCAAUAAUACAGAGGAGCUACAUAUCUUCCGCCCGUUAAAGUUUAACACGCAGAGCGUCAUCAAAAUCGCCGUAGAGCCUGUUAAUCCUUCUGAACUGCCCAAAAUGUUGGACGGUCUACGAAAAGUGAACAAGAGCUAUCCUUUGCUGGGCACGAAAGUGGAGGAGAGCGGCGAACACGUCGUGUUGGGAACUGGUGAGCUGUAUCUCGAUUGUGCCAUGCACGACCUUCGGCGUAUGUAUUCAGAAAUUGACAUAAAGGUCGCCGACCCGGUUGUCGCUUUCGCGGAGACCGUAGUGGAAACGAGCUCUCUCAAAUGUUUCGCCGAGACGCCGAAUAAACGAAACAAGUUGACGAUGAUAGCAGAGCCGCUAGAAAAGGGUCUUGCCGAAGAUAUAGAGGCUGAACAUGUCCGCAUUACUUGGAAUAAAAAGAGAUUAGGAGAAUUUUUCCAAACCAAGUACGAUUGGGAUUUGCUAGCAGCGCGAAGCAUAUGGGCGUUCGGUCCGGACUCCACGGGACCAAAUAUUUUGGUGGAUGACACUUUGCCUUCUGAAGUAGAUAAAACAUUGUUGAACAGCGCGCGCGAUGCUAUCGUUCAAGGCUUUCAGUGGGGAACUCGCGAAGGACCGUUAUGCGAAGAACCUAUACGAAAUGUCAAAUUCAAGAUCCUCGACGCAGUCAUCGCGCAAGAACCGUUGCAUCGAGGAGGUGGUCAGAUCAUUCCAACUGCUCGGCGUGUCGCGUAUUCCGCUUUUCUCAUGGCAACCCCACGGUUGAUGGAACCGUAUUUAUUCGUCGAGGUGCAAGCACCCGCGGACUGCGUAUCCGCCGUUUACACUGUUCUGGCGAAACGGCGAGGUCACGUAACGCAAGACGCGCCGGUGCCAGGCAGUCCUUUAUACACGAUCAAGGCCUUUAUACCGGCGAUCGAUAGUUUUGGCUUCGAAACAGAUCUACGAACCCACACUCAAGGACAAGCGUUCUGCCUGUCCGAGUUUCAUCAUUGGCAGAUCGUGCCCGGAGAUCCGCUCGACAAAAGUAUUACCAUCCGACCGUUGGAGCCACAACCGGCUACUCACUUAGCCAGAGAAUUUAUGUUGAAGACUCGAAGACGAAAGGGUCUCUCCGAAGACGUUUCCAUCAACAAAUUCUUCGACGAUCCUAUGCUGCUCGAAUUAGCGCGACAGGAUGUAUUGUUAAAUUAUCCUCUCUAAUAAUUAACAUAUUCGUUGUGUAACGAAAAACGCAACGUAAUAGCUAUUAAAAAUAAACACUUUGUAAAAUA
Molecule: messenger RNA, 3197 nt
Organism: Pseudomyrmex gracilis
Lineage: Eukaryota; Metazoa; Arthropoda; Insecta; Hymenoptera; Formicidae
Product: 116 kDa U5 small nuclear ribonucleoprotein component
Exons: 8
Coding region: 184-3126 (980 amino acids)
Biological process (GO): mRNA splicing, via spliceosome
Cellular component (GO): U2-type catalytic step 2 spliceosome; U4/U6 x U5 tri-snRNP complex; cytosol
Molecular function (GO): GTPase activity; translation elongation factor activity; U5 snRNA binding
Source: RefSeq, a predicted model, not a curated record